Molecule: messenger RNA, 1083 nt
Organism: Purpureocillium lilacinum
Lineage: Eukaryota; Fungi; Ascomycota; Sordariomycetes; Hypocreales; Ophiocordycipitaceae
Source: RefSeq, a predicted model, not a curated record
AUGAACUUUGGUACUGCCUGGGAGGAUUGGCUCGGACGCUGUGAUCAGGCUACGGCGGAGAGCAUUCUGGACUUCUUUUACGAACAGGUGAAGGCGCCCACAAAAACAAAGAAUCCGAGUACUCUAGCUGACCUCUUGCGCAAUUUUAUCGACACAGCCAACAGCUACCAGUUUGGCGACUCUGAGAUAUGGGUUGGCGAAUGGAUGAGGAAGCGCAACACCCGUGAUGAGAUGGUCAUUGCAACCAAGUACACCAGCAACUUCACCGCCGGCGCUGCGAAUCCUCCGACUGUGAUGGCAAGUUUCACCGGCAACGGAACGAAGAGCUUGGUCACGUCCGUAAAAUCCAGCCUCGACAGACUUCAGACCGGCUACAUAGACCUGCUCUACGUGCAUUUCUGGGACUACAGCACCUCGAUUCCGGAGCUCAUGCAGUCGCUGAACCAGCUCGUGGCUGCUGGCCAGGUUUUGUACCUUGGAGCCAGCGACACUCCGGCUUGGGUUGUCAGCAAGGCCAACGAGUACGCCCGUAACCAUGGCCUUCGGCAGUUUUCAGUAUAUCAAGGCUUUUGGAAUGCAGGGUCACGGGAGCUCGAGCGCGAGAUUAUUCCCAUGUGCCGAUCUGAGGGCAUGGCCAUCUGCCCUUGGGGUUCUGUGGGCGGGGGCAAGUUCAAAACCGAGGAACAGCGUCAGCGCGCAGACGGCCGCAACACGAGUUACUCCGAGGCGGAUAUCAAGGUGAGCUUGGUUCUCGAGUCUAUCGCGAACCGAAAGAACUCGACCAUCACGAGUAUCGCGCUGGCCUACGUGAUGCAUAAGGCACCUUAUGUCUUUCCGGUUGCCGGCGGGAGAAAGAUUGAGCAACUCAAGGCUAACAUCGAGGCGCUCACGAUCGGACUGAGUGACGACGAGAUCAAAGAAAUCGAGAGUGCCGCGCCGCUUGAUUGGGGCUUCCCACAUAAUCUAAUCUGGGCCAGUGGUGCCGGCGCAUCCUACCAGAACGUGUGGCUACUGGGCACCGGUGGCAACUUCGAGUACGUGGAGGAAGCAAAGCCUAUCUCACCAGCACAAGGAGGGGCUUAG